AUGCAGAAACUGGUUGAUUGUGAAGAAUACAAAAAAUUAUCUGAAACCAACAUAAAUCCCUCUGGAAAGCAGGUGUUUGCUCCGCAACAUUUUUUUGUCCAGGAACAAAUCGGGAAUCAAAUUGUUCCGGAACAGAGUAAGGGACCUGAACAGAAAACGGAACAAAAGAAAGUGGAACAAGCUCUGCUGGAAAGCAAACUGAAAUUCAAUCCAUACCAGCAUCGAUUUCUUACUUAUUAA
Clunio marinus is the source of this 240-nucleotide messenger RNA. Lineage: Eukaryota; Metazoa; Arthropoda; Insecta; Diptera; Chironomidae. The record is from the annotation of a GenBank genome assembly.